This is a messenger RNA of Brassica rapa (field mustard), 2845 nucleotides long. Its product is annotated as transcription initiation factor TFIID subunit 12b. Gene Ontology annotation, cellular component: transcription factor TFIID complex; SAGA complex. The record is from RefSeq and is a predicted model, not a curated record. Gene Ontology annotation, molecular function: TBP-class protein binding; protein heterodimerization activity; DNA binding. NCBI's taxonomy places the organism in Eukaryota, Viridiplantae, Streptophyta, Magnoliopsida, Brassicales, Brassicaceae. Gene Ontology annotation, biological process: DNA-templated transcription initiation; RNA polymerase II preinitiation complex assembly.
UCUGAUCUCGCUUUGUCCAUUACGUCUCCCGAUCAAAUAUUUGGAGGAGAGUAAAACUUCCGACAAAAAUCUUCAACGCUUACCAGCAGUAAAUUACAUCAAGAGAGCCUUAAUUAGAAGAACAUAGGUCAAACGAUGUCUCUAGCAUCUGCAUCACCUCACGUCGUUGCGAACAACAAAGACAAAGGUUACAAUGCUUAACCUCACUGAAAUGGCUCAAACAAAGCGGUUUGCACGCACGAAGCAUCCAUCAAAGCUCUCUCUGUUACCCUUGGAAAGUGUCUAGAAGAUGAAACAAAUGAAUCGGCUUCUGAGAAGUCACCAUUGCCUAUAUAUAUAUCCCAUCAUUUUAGUUGUGGCAGGAGGAGAUCAUAAAUCUAAUGGACGUUACGCACACUAAAUCCUCAGAUACACUCUCUGGGGAACCUCCCGUGUUAAAUCAGCUGACGUGUACGGUUCAGAUUACUUCUCUUCUUUCUCCCCACUGGGAUUAAACAAACAAAGAAAAAAAAAAGAAAGAGGAUAUUUUCUCGGGAAAAUUUUCCGAUUCAUGAGAGAAAAAUCGACAAAAACCCUUCAAUCAAAAACACACACCUGAGUUUCUAAUGGCGGAAGCUAUUCCUUCAUCGUCUUUGUCACCCAAGUCUCUCCAAUCUCCUAAUCCAAUGGAACCUUCCCCUGCAUCCUCCGCACCUCCACCUUCCUCAUCGCAACAACAACAACAACACAUGACACCUCCGAUCUCUAAUUCCGCAGCUUCUCCGGCGAUGGCGGCUGUAACGAACACCGAAGGUGCAAUCCAGAACAACAUCAGCAAUCCGCAACCGAACCCGGCCGCUGGAGCUCAGAUCCCGUCGCCUUCUCCGUUGGAUCAGCAGGCCCAGACUCAGCAACAACAACUCGGUGGUCAGACUCAGCAAAUUAUGCAGCAAAUCUCCUCCUCCUCGAUUCCGCAGCUAUCUCAGCAACAGCAGCAGCAGAUUCUUCAGCAACAGCAGCAGCAUAUGAGUCCUCAGCAGCAGAUUCCGAUGUCGAAUUACCAUAUAGCUCAGUCUCUCCAGCGAUCUCCUUCCGUCUCUCGCCUUAAUCAAAUUCAGCAGCAGCAGCAGCAGGGUCAGUACGGUAACGUUUUGAGGCAGCAGGCUGGGAUGUACGGGACGAUGAACUUUGGCGGGUCGGGUUCAGUUCAGCAGCAGAAUCAGCAGAUGGGUAACCCGAAUUUGUCGAGGGCGGGUUUGGUUGGUCAAAGUGGUCACUUGCCUAUGCUUAACGGUGCUGCUGGAGCAGCUGCUCAGAUGAAUAUUCAGUCCCAGUUAUUGGCAGCUUCGCCGAGGCAGAAACCUGGGAUGGUUCAAGGUACGCAGUUUCAUCCAGGAAGUUCUGGACAACAGUUACAGGGGAUUCAAGGAAUGGGAAUGAUGAAUUCACUUAAUUUGAGCUCGCAAAUGAGAGGUAAUCCUGCUCUCUAUGCUCAGCAGCAGCGGAUCAACCCUGCGCAGAUGAGGCAGCAAUUGUCACAGCAAAACGCUCUUACUUCCCCUCAGGUCCAGAACCUGCAGAGAACACCUUCUUCCCUCGCAUUCAUGAAUUCUCAGCUACCGGGUUUGGCCCAAAAUGGACAAGCUGGCAUGAUGGCGCAGCAGCAAUGGCUGAAGCAGAUGUCGGGAAUAACCAGUCCCAAUUCACAAUCAUUCCGGCUCCAACAGAGUCAAAGACAGCAGGCUCUACUCUUACAGCAGCAAAUGCCCUCUGCUCAGUUACACCAAAAUUCCAUGUCCUUGAAUCAGCAGCAAAUACAGAUGCUACAUCAACAGCAGCAGCAGCAACAAUCACAAAUGGGCCAGGCUCAGAUGAGCCAAUCCCAUCAACAACAGCAGAUGCAGCAACCCCAACAGCAGAUGCAGAUGCAGCAGCAGCAGCAAAUGUCAGUAAAUCAACAACAGCCAUCUCCAAGGAUGACGAGUCAUGCAGCGCAGAAAUCUGUUAGUUUAACAGGUUCGCAACCAGAUGUGACACAGUCCGGUACAACAACACCAGGUGGUAGUUCCAGCCAAGGAACAGAAGCAACAAAUCAACUGCUUGGCAAAAGAAAGAUACAGGAUCUGGUUUCGCAGGUGGAUGCGCAUGCUAAAUUGGAUCCUGAUGUUGAAGACCUCCUUCUGGAGGUAGCGGAUGACUUCAUUGAUUCGGUGACUUCCUUUGCAUGUAGUUUGGCUAAGCAUCGUAAAUCAUCCAUAUUGGAACCGAAGGAUAUAUUACUCCACCUAGAGAAAAACUUGAACUUGACAAUUCCUGGAUUCUCAAGUGAGGAUAAACACCAAACAAAAAACGCACCAACAGAUCUCCACAAGAAGCGACUUGCAAUGGUGCGUGCUUUGAUGGAAUCCUCAAAAUCGGAGACGAAUGCAAGCAAUUCUAAAGAAACUAAUAGACAAAUGAUGGUUAACCCAAAUGGUCAAAACCAUCUCUUAAGACCAUCGCCAAGUUCAGAGCAAUUGGUUUCGCAGACAUCCGGUCCUCACAUGUUACAACAUAUGACACGCUACUAAAGGACUUCAAUACAAAAGCCGAAGCUACGUUAAUCUUCUUGGUUUCAAGAGUUUACACAUCUAUCUAUACCAGACAUUAAAGAGAGUGAAGGCACAAGGAGUCAAGUUAAACUGUAUGUAUUAUAUAUAUGAGUCUUCUAGGCAAACAAAUAAAACAGUUAUUUCUUCCCAUAGUUUGAUCUAUUUAAUAGUCACAUACAUUGUAAUUGGUAAUGAUUUGCAUUGAAGUUUUUGGGAUCUAUCCUUAGUGGUAUCAUUCACAUUUUGGGAAGAGAGCAAUUCAUCAUGAUAUAUCA